This is a messenger RNA of Musca domestica (house fly), 1460 nucleotides long. Its product is annotated as pro-resilin. The transcript is spliced from 4 exons. Gene Ontology annotation, cellular component: extracellular matrix. Lineage: Eukaryota; Metazoa; Arthropoda; Insecta; Diptera; Muscidae. The record is from RefSeq and is a predicted model, not a curated record. Bases 142 to 441 code for a protein of 99 amino acids.
AUAAAAGACUUUGGUGGCAAACAAUUGGCUUCAGUUAACGGCGAAUAGCGUAACAGCGCUUAUAAGAUCAUCCCUUGUAAAUCCGAAGGAAAAAGAAAAACGCGGAACCCAGUUAUCCUCCUUUAGCCAAACGGUCUCACAAUGUCGACAUUAUCUUGGAAGUUAGUGGCAAUCGUUUUGUGUGCGUAUCUUUUGGUGGCACAUGCGCGACCUCAGGCUCCUGAACAACCAGAACCGUAUGAAUAUCAAUACGAGGUUAAAGAUCCCGAAAAGGAAUUAUUUUUCAAUAAAAACGAGGCUGGAGAUGCUCAAGGAAAGGUAAAUGGACAAUAUGCUGUUUGGUUACCUGAUGGAAGAUUAAUGACUGUGGCCUAUACUGUGGAUGGUGAAAAUGGCUUUGUACCCAAGAUCACUUUUGAUACCAACAAUCCAUUGGGUUAGACGAAUGUUGUUGGGCAGAAAUCCUAAAGAAAAAGAAAACAACAAAACAAUAGCAACCGACUCACAAAACAACAGCCAGCACUUCAAUCCAUUGCAACAAUUUCUUGAUUCGUUUUUCAUCUCUUUGUUCCGAUUUUCGUGAUGAAGUUGACCAAAUUUAUUGGAUUGUUGGCUUCCUGGUUUUUUAAAAAAAUAGCGCAAAUUAUCUACAAUGUUUAAAAAAUAUAUAUGCAUAUUACAUAUUAAAACUUAUAUAAAUAUAAAAAAAUAUAUAUGUAUUUAGAAUAUAAAACUCCAGCACAGCAACACACACUUGUUAUAGAGGAUAGUUAUAGACAGAGCAAUGGCAGCUCUCCAUUUCUUCUUAGUUGGACUUAUGGAUGAAUUCGGUUAUAGUUUUCAAGUGUCUGUUCUGUUACGAUUCCCCGCCCCACCACCACUUUCAAGAAGAAGCCUUUUGAAAACAAUGUUUGCUAAACCUGCAUUAGACUAAUUGUUUUUUCUCAUUUUCAUUUUCUUAACAGCAGAUACUCAUCUUCUUUAAAAUAUAUAUGUGUUUGUUUGUAUUGUUUUUCAUUUUUGUUUAACUUUAAGUUGAUGUUUUUUUUUUUUUUUCAAUUUUAAUUUGUUUAAAAGUUAUUUUUUUGUUUGUUAGUAUGUUGUACAGUGAAUGAUGAAUGGGUGUUUUUUUCCACCGCACCCCUCCCACCAUUGUCUAAAGAGUCAUCUAAUUCUGUUUCACAUAUGUAUAUGUACAAGGCACACCACCGUAUGUAAAUAUGUAUAUAUGGAAAUGGUUUUUGUAAUGUUUAUUAUUUGUUUUUAUCACUACCAUUUUCUUCUUCUUUGCCUUUUUUGGUAUAUUUCGAAAAUGUUAUAUUGUAUUUCCGUUUAUCAUUAUUUUUUGUUCGUUUUUUUAUUUUUGUAUAUGAAAUGUAACUCGAAUAUUUAUUUUGUAUUCUGGCAUAAUGUAUGUGUAUGUAUAAUAAUUAAUAAUAAAAAAUGAAUAUAUCCAUAAA